AUGAGGCCCCCUGCUGUGGCGCUGCUGCUGCUGCUGCUCAAACUGGCCUGCGGCCGGCCCCGAAUGCUGAACCGGAUGGUGGGCGGGGAGGACGCGAAGGAACGCGAGUGGCCGUGGCAAGUCAGCAUCCAGCGCAACGGGAGCCACUUCUGCGGGGGCAGCCUCAUCACGGCGCGCUGGGUGCUGACCGCAGCACACUGCUUCUCCAACACCUCGGACCUGUCCCUGUACCGGGUCCUGCUGGGGGCACGUCAGUUGGAGACCCCGGGGCCACACGCCGUGUAUGCCCGGGUGAAGCGAGUGGAGAGCAAUCCCCUGUAUCAGGGCAUGGCCUCCAGCGCCGACGUGGCCUUGGUGGAACUGGAGAAGGCCGUGGUCUUCACCGACUACAUCCUCCCGGUCUGCGUGCCGGACCCCUCGGUCGUUUUCAAGACGGGCAUGAACUGCUCCGUCACUGGCUGGGGCAGCCACAGCGAGCAAGACGGCCUGCCCAACCCUCGGAUCCUGCAGAAGCUGGCUGUGCCCAUCAUUGACACCCCCAGAUGUAACCUGCUCUACAGCAAAGACACCGAAGAAUGGGACCUCCAGCCCCAGACGAUCAAGGCAGACAUGCUGUGCGCCGGUUUCGCCGAGGGCAAGAAGGACGCCUGCAAGGGGGACUCGGGGGGACCUUUGGUGUGCCUCGUGAACCAGUCCUGGCUGCAGGCUGGCGUGAUCAGUUGGGGCGAGGGCUGUGCCCGCCGGAACCGCCCAGGCGUAUACAUCCGGGUCACUGCCCACUAUGACUGGAUCCACCGGAUCAUCCCCGAGCUGCAAUUCCAGCCUGCGGACACUAGAGGGGAACAGAGGCGAGGCCCGCGGGUCCAGCUGCCACCCGGGCGGAACCUGGCGCCCCUGCUGGGCGCACACGCCUUGCACCUGGUGCUGGCGGCCCUGCUCUCAGUGUUGUGAGCCCGCCCGAGCCCAGGUGCCACCGUGUACAGAUGUAAAUAGCUCCCCCACUCCCAGCAUUUUUAUUUAUGGCCCCUCCAAUAAACACCCAGCCUCAGGCUGCUGCCGUGCGGCUCCUGGCGGGGAAGAUAAGCUGA
Molecule: messenger RNA, 1088 nt
Organism: Echinops telfairi (small Madagascar hedgehog)
Lineage: Eukaryota; Metazoa; Chordata; Mammalia; Afrosoricida; Tenrecidae
Product: serine protease 27
Exons: 5
Coding region: 1-951 (316 amino acids)
Biological process (GO): proteolysis
Molecular function (GO): serine-type endopeptidase activity
Source: RefSeq, a predicted model, not a curated record